UACAUACCUUUUUAAAAAUGUCCUUUGGAUAUUAUUGGAUAUUCGGAUUAAUUCAAUUAGUUUUUCAAGCACAUGUUAUAACAUGUGAAUCACGAUUCAUAAUCGUACCGGAAAGUCAAACAGUUAUUGAAGGUGAUUCAGUUACAUUCUCUUGUCAUGCUACUCCAGGUCUUAAAUACUCUUGGACUCUUAAUGGUCAUCCAAUUCAAAAUUCAUCACGUGUACAUCAAGUCGGUUCUAAUCUUCAUGUGAAUGAUAUUGUUAAGGAUAAAGAUGCUGGUGACUAUGUCUGCAUAGCAGCAACCAGUUCAAGUGGAGCACGUCAGGCAUCACCACCAGCAAGGCUCACUGUCAUAUGGCUUAAAUCAGCAAGUGUACAACUUUUAUCAACACAUAAAGAUGAAAUAAUAUUAAAAUGUCAUGUUGAUGGUUCCGGUGAAUUAGAAUAUGAAUGGUUUCGUAAUAGUGAAAAAUUACAAGAUGUACAUAAUAUACAUUUUGAUCGUAAUCGUAUUAUAAUACGUAGUCCAACAUUAUAUGAUAAUGGACAAUAUCGUUGUGUUGCAACAAAUAGUGCUGGACGUGUUAUGAGUAAAAAAGGAUAUUUAUUAAAAUGGCCAUUAUUAUCAUCACAACCAUGUAGUAAUUCAAAUGGUUCCGGUACCAAUAAAAAUAAAUCAAAUAAAUCAGAUCAAAAACAAAAAUUUUAUUUAUGCCGUGGUAAACGUGAUAAAUCACAAAAAUUAAAUGAAAUAACAAUAACACAACAACCAAAAAAGACUGUUGCCAAAGAGACUGAACAUGUUGAAUUACAUUGUAAAUAUAAUUUACCAACAAAAUAUAAAAAUAAUCAAAUUGUUUUAAAAUGGCGUAAAGAUGGUAAAAUAUUUCGGCAAGUUGAUUUAAGUGCUGCAUCAGCAACAACAAGUGAACCAAAUAUGGAAUUAAUACAUCGUGAAGAUAAUCGUGUAUUAGUAAAUCGUCAAAAUGGUUCAUUAAUUUUUAAUACAGUAAUACCAACUGAUGAUGGUAUUUAUAAUUGUCAAAUAUUUGUUGAAGGUCAUGAACCAAUAACAUCAGAAAAAGCUGAAUUAAGUAUUAUAGAAGUUUUAAAAUUUACACCACAACCGAGUACAUCAAAAAAUUUAGAAUUAGGUACUGUUGGAAAAAUACAUUGUAAGGCACAGGGUACACCAACACCACAAAUACGAUGGAUUCAAGAUAAUACAGAACAAUUACCGGAAACGAUCGAUGAUAUUAAUGGUACAUUAAUUUUUAAAAAUGUAUCAUCCGAAAAUAAAGGAAAUUAUACAUGUAUUGCAACAAAUUCUCAAGGUCAAAUAAAUGCUACAGUUAAUGUACAAAUUGUUGUUGCACCAAAAUUUGCUGUUGCACCAGAAGGACCAAUUCAAGCUGUUGAAAUGGGUGUAGCAAAUUUCCAUUGUCAAGCAAUUGGUGAUCCAAAACCGACAAUACAAUGGGAUAAAGACUUACAAUAUUUAAGUGAAAAUAAUACAGAUCAGAAUCGUUUUAAAUUUUUAGAAAAUGGUACAUUACAAAUAACUGAAGUUCAUUUAGAUGAUGAGGGACGCUAUGGUUGUACAAUUGGUAGUAGUGCUGGCCUAAAAAGAGAAGAAGUUCGUUUUAUUGUUAAACCAUCUGAAGGUUUUACAUCCGAAGAAUCUGGUGAUGGUAUACGUAUAACACGUGCUGUUUUAAUAACAAUGUCUAUUGCAUUUGCUUAUAUUGUACUUGUUGUCGGUCUUAUGUUAUGGUGUCGAUAUCGGCGUCAAGCAAGAAAAGCUCGCCUUAAUGCUGCUAAUAAAGAUAAUGUUGAAAUUGGUGUUACAGAUGGACCAAAUGGUAAAAAUGGUGAAAUUGAACCAUGUUUAGGUGCUGAAAAAAGUGCUGAUAGUAGUGGAAAAGCAAAUGGUACAGGUGGUAAAUCGAAAAAAGUUAAUGGUAAUAAUAAUCCAAAAGGUAGUGGUAAUGAAGCACAAAAAAGUGAUGAUACAAUUUCAAGUAAGGGCUCAAAAAAAUCAAAUAUAUUCGAUCAAUUAAGUGUACCACGGACCAGUUUAAGUGAUUUAGUACAAAUUGGUAAAGGUGAUUUCGGUGAUGUAUUUGUUGGUAAAAUUGUAUCAUCAGUUGUAAAAAUAAUUGAAUUAAAUGAAAAAGAAAAACAAAAAUUCGAAGAAAAAUUGACACCAGAAAAUGAAAAACGUCGUUCAAAAGGUUCAAUGGAUAAUAUUGAAGAAAUAACAGAGGAAGAAGGUUCAGAAAUUGAAAAUGAAUAUAAAUUGGUAUUGGUAAAAGCAUUGAAUAAAGUUAAAGAGGAAAAUUCAUGUCAAGAAUUUAAAAGACAAAUUGAAAUGUUCCGUGCUAUAUCACAUAAGGGUGUUGCCAAAUUAUAUGGUUUAUGCCGUGACAAAGAUCCACAUUAUUUAAUUUUAGAAUAUACUGAUUGGGGCGAUUUAAAACAAUUUCUUUUGGCAACAGCCGGUAAAGCAAGUACAACAAGUGCAACUAUACCAGCAUUACAAAAAGGACAAAUUUUAGCGAUUGCAUAUCAAUUAGCAAGAGGAAUGGAUGCCAUAUAUAGAGCUCGUUUUAUACAUAAGGAUUUAGCUGCACGAAAUUGCAUUAUAUCAAGUGAUUUUGUUGUUAAAGUCUCUUAUCCAGGAUUAUGUAAAGAUAAAUACAGUCGAGAAUAUUUUAAACAUCGAAAUUCAUUACUUCCAAUAAGAUGGUUGGCACCAGAAUGUAUUCAAGAGGAUGAUUAUACAACAAAAAGUGAUAUAUAUGCAUUUGGUGUAUUAACUUGGGAAUUAUUUAAUCAAGCCACCAAAAUACCAUUUGAAGAAUUAAGUAAUGAAGAAUUUUUAUUACAAAGCGCUGGUAAUUUAUUAAAAUGGAGUUGUGCUGAAAAUACACCAGAUGAAUUAAAAGAAAUUUUGACAACAUGUUGGAAUCAAAAUCCGAAAGAAAGACCAUCAUUUAGUCAGUUAUGUUCAGCAUUCAGUAAAGCUAUGCAAACCGGUGAUAAUUAAUUUUAAUAAUAUUUAAAUAUUUUAU
Condylostylus longicornis is the source of this 3075-nucleotide messenger RNA. It is a transcript of the gene otk, whose product is annotated as tyrosine-protein kinase-like otk. Gene Ontology annotation, cellular component: plasma membrane; axon. Gene Ontology annotation, biological process: dendrite self-avoidance; axon guidance; protein phosphorylation. The record is from RefSeq and is a predicted model, not a curated record. Lineage: Eukaryota; Metazoa; Arthropoda; Insecta; Diptera; Dolichopodidae. Bases 18 to 3050 code for a protein of 1010 amino acids. The transcript is spliced from 9 exons. Gene Ontology annotation, molecular function: protein kinase activity; ATP binding; cell-cell adhesion mediator activity.